Pocillopora meandrina is the source of this 3151-nucleotide messenger RNA. The record is from the annotation of a GenBank genome assembly. NCBI's taxonomy places the organism in Eukaryota, Metazoa, Cnidaria, Anthozoa, Scleractinia, Pocilloporidae.
AUGGCGGACAUUGCAGAAAAACCGGAUUUUGAAGAGCUUUGCAUAAAAUGCGAACAAAUGGAACUCGACGUAAGUAUAGUGGAAAUAUAUUUUUUUCAAAAUUGUAAAAUUUCCUCAAAUUCUUUUGAUAUUCCCAUUUUUUGUGAGUUUUGGACCACAGUUACUAGCAUUUUGCGCUCGUCCUAUCUACCAAACUUGUGAAGUAGCAGAUAAUGAUUUAAACUUUUUGCCGAUUUUGUGCUAACAUAUUGUUAUUUAUCCCUAGGGUUCUGCUUCAGGGGAAGUUUAUACACAGCUGUUAGCGGUUUAUCUGUUUCAAAAUGAUAUGUAAGUUUUAAUUUUCUGUAAACCUAACAUUUGACAAUGAGCCUGCAAUGUUUAGGACUAAGGCAAGCCAUGAUGCGUCACGAUCGAUCAAUUUGAAUCUUCAACAUCCCCUCCUCAGGCAGCCCCUCAGGCAUGUGAAAUUCAGAUUUGUUCGAAUUCCCACUUCCUCGGGCCAAAACUGUGUGCAGAUUUCCUACCCAAGUGCUGGGUUUGAUAGUCAUUUUUUCGGUAAAACCUGAAACCUACAUGUAGACCUUGAAGAACUUUUCUUUUGAGCUUUUUCUGGCAAAAGGGAACUCUUUACCUUGUUCCAUUGGAAAGACUUAACAUUUAUGGUUCAAAUUCCCUUUCCCACCCAAACAAGGUUCCCCAGCACUGUUAGGAGAGUUGAGGUACAAAUGUUAGGAAUAAAAGGGAAGGGUUUAAGGUGAUACUUGACGUCCUGGAAAAAUCAAUUUGAGUCUUAGAAAAGUCCUGAAAUUUGUUUCUGAAAAUGGGUACCAACCUGCUGAGCAAUUGCUCAACUGAACUCCAUCCUAAAUCAAUCUCUCUAGUACCUACAUGUAACAUGGCCAUUUUGUUACUAGCAAUUUGUAAGGCAAGGAGCAGCUCACACAAUAGUCUACAAAUGUUAAAUUACACAAACAAAGCAAGCUUGUAUUUGUACAGGUGUGAAAUUAAGAAGCAUACCACUCAGUAUUGGUUGAUGUUACCCCUAUGACUCUCAGCUUAUAGCUGAUGUAUUCCCUCCAUGUUAAAUAAACACAACAAGCUGACAAGAAAGCUUCUGUUUCUAUCAUGUUGAAGCUAUUUUUGUUUUUGCUGUUUUUCAGUUGCAAUGCCAAGUUUUUAUGGAAAAGAACACCAGAUGAAAUUAAACUGGUGAGUUAUGUCAACUUUUUUCUUGUAAUUACAGUAAAUCUUGACAGAUAAUCAACAUGAAUGUAGAUUUUCUUCUUGAAGGAUUUACAAACAAUUUGUAUUAACAUCAAUAGGUAAGAUUCAAUCAAAAUAAGAGAAUAAUUUAGCUUAUCAUAAAUUACAAUCAGUAAUAGAUCACAGAUGACUGUAAAAUAUGUUAAAAAUGUAAAUGUGGCGUAUUAGCAGUGGAUAAGUGUGCUAAUGAUAUUAACUCUUACCACAUUUUGAUGCAGUCUGUGAUCUGUUACUGAAUAGUUGCAGGAGAAUAUGGAAUCUGUGUGUUUUGUAAGAUGAAGAAAAAUGGUGGUAAUGGUGAUGCCAUUUAUACCUGAAUUUUUGUGAAUGUACUCCAAUAAUCCAUCAAUAAGAACCAAUUAAAAUACCUGUAUAAUUUAGUUUAUCAUAUAAUAUAAUACAAUAUAAUAUAAUCAUAGUAUAAUGUGAUUAUCUUAUAAUAUUGGUAUUUUUGCUAAAGGGAUGCUAGUUACAUGCCACUUCACCCCACCCCCAACCCCUUCUAAUAGUUUCUAUUUUGCUUCCAUGAUAUUCCAUGACUACUCCUUGGGGGAGAGGGGCUCUUUGAGCAUUAUAUGUAUCACCCAUUAACCCCCCUAAGAUCUAAUUGUUAAUCUCCCCUCUAGCUGUUUCACAUUUCCUUGUAGAUUAGUUAUGAGAAUUUAGUAGCAAACCGAGAUAUCAUCUACCACACAAUGUCCACCACAUAAGUGUUUUGUAUAUUUUUUCUUCUUUGGUUAAUACAUUUUUUUAAUGUUAUUUAUUUAUUUAUUUAUUUAUCACCUUAAGUCAACUCCAGAGCUUGCAAAACUCUGGAAUGUAGGAUGUCAUAUCUGGAAAAGAGAUUUUGUAGCAGUUUACAAUGCUCUGAAAGAAGAAUGGUCACCUUCUAUCCAGCCAAUCAUUGCAGCAUUAACAGGUGAGAUUUAAAUGCCUACCAGCAGCAAACUCUAAAAUUUUUGUGAUUUUCUCCUUGUGACAAGUUAUAUGAUAUGUUGUGUGCAUUUUGUUUGUAAACAACAGAGGGAGAAGAAAAGAAAGUAAUUCCAUUGGAACUCUUUAUUGACUCCAUGAAAGACUGAUUUUUCAUUGAAACUAAACAAAACUUGCCUGCAGCAAUAAAUCAUGUCUGGUGUGGUCAGUUUUCAAGUUUCAUUGAAAUAAAUGGCUCGAAAUUCCAGAAAAUAUGAAGCAAAAAAUUUUUUGAUUUCUCAAAGUAAAGACUGGUACCAGCCAUUAAUUUGGCUUCCAUUGAAUGUGAUUAUGUACAAGAGCUUAAAAAAAUGUUUUCAUGAGCUUGCUAUGGGAUCUAGAGAAACUUUGCUAAUUUACUAGUUUUAGCUUGUUUACUUGCAAGGAGAGACUGACUUUCAUAUGACUUGUGUAAAAGUGAGUUUUUGACUGAAAAAAUGAGAAGAGCUUAACAUGGUUUAGACUGCUGAUUGUUGUUACACCUUUUUACCUUGAAGUUCACUCAUAUACCUAUACGGAUAAUGUAAUUAACCGAUUACUUCCAACAAGUCCUAACCCUUUUUCUCCCAAGAUUGGACUGUUAAUUGUCCCCUCUUGCUACCACAUAUUUCUUUGUAGAUUAGUUACAAGAAUUUGGUGGUAGAUCAAGUUUAAAACUUCUAUCUUAUAACUUUUGGUAUUCUUAUUACCUGUUUUCUGGAUAAAGUGUGGAUUAUAGGAGAAAAGUUACAUGUGAAAAACUUUUGGGAUUUCCAUGUAUGGGGUUAAGGCAAUCAGAUUACCCUCCUUGUUUGGUGAUGGUGUCUAGUUCAUGACCUCUUGUAUGUUUUUUUCAGAAAAACUUCAGAAAAGGACAUUUGAUUUAGUAGUAUCCAACGAUACACCUCUAUCAGAGCAGAAGACUUGGCCAAACUAA